AUGAAGGACUCAUACACCUUGCCCGCGGCGGCAGAUUUCCAUGUACACUUGCGUGAUGGAGCCAUGGCCGAGGCCGUGACGCCCACCAUCCGCCAAGGAGGUGUCGACGUAGUAUACGUGAUGCCCAACCUCGUACCACCAGUGACCACAGUUGCUGCUGCUUUGGCGUACAAGGAGCGACUCCAGAAGAUUGACUCCAGCAUCACCUACAUGAUGACUCUCUACUUGCACGAGAGCAUCACGCCCGAUGUUGUCCGUGAGGCCAAAAAAGCCGGCAUUGCGGGCAUUAAAUCUUACCCGGCAGGAGUCACCACCAACUCCUCGUCUGGUGUCAUUUCAUACGAGCCCUUCUUCCCCGUCUUCAAGGCAAUGGAAGAAGAGGGCCUGGUGCUGAAUCUUCACGGCGAGGUGCCCAGUGACCGCAAGGACAUUACCGUCAUGAACGCCGAGGCAAGCUUCCUGCCCACAUUGCAGGACCUGCACCGACGCUUCCCAAAACUCAGAAUCGUCCUAGAGCACUGCACGACGGCAGAUGCCGUCAAGGCUGUUCGUUCAUGCGGCGACACCGUCGUGGGCACCAUUACGGCCCACCAUCUGUCCCUGCUCGUCGAUGACUGGGCAGGCAACGCCUUUUGCUUCUGCAAGCCCGUCGCCAAGACCCCUGCCGACCGCAGAGGCCUUUUGGAGGCAGCCGUAAACAGCAACGGCAGAUUCUUCCUGGGCACUGACUCGGCGCCGCACGACGUUGCAGCCAAGAAGAACGGCAAAGCUGCCGCUGGUGUCUUUACCCAGCCGUACGCGGUCCAGUACGUCAUGAACGCCCUCGAGGACGCCGUGGAAAGGGGCGACAUCAAGGACGAGCAGGUGACGGAAGAGUUCCUCACCGGCUUCCUUGGAGAAUGGGGUCGCAAGUUCUACGGCAUUGAGCAGAGCAGCAAGAAGAUUGUGGUGAAAAAGGGAGACGAGGUCAUUACAUCAUCGAUCAAGGGAGCGGGCGUUGAGGUCGUACCGUUCCGCUCAGGGGAAGCUACAUGGAGCGUGGAAUGGCAGUAA
Messenger RNA from Pestalotiopsis fici W106-1, 1053 nucleotides. RefSeq lists its product as uncharacterized. The record is from RefSeq and is a predicted model, not a curated record. Gene Ontology annotation, molecular function: dihydroorotase activity. Gene Ontology annotation, biological process: pyrimidine nucleotide biosynthetic process; 'de novo' pyrimidine nucleobase biosynthetic process. The coding region runs from base 1 to 1053 and encodes 350 amino acids. Lineage: Eukaryota; Fungi; Ascomycota; Sordariomycetes; Amphisphaeriales; Sporocadaceae. The transcript has 3 exons. Gene Ontology annotation, cellular component: cytoplasm.